AUGUUAGAUUACGACCUUGCUAUUCGUCAGGAUGAACCUGCUGCCAUUACCGAGCAAUCCACUAGGGAGCAGAAGGCGGCUUAUGAUAGAUGGGAAAAGGCGAAUCGCUUAUCACUUAUGCUAGUCAAGAAUACAAUCCACCUCAGCAUCCGAGGAGCGAUUCCUAAUUCUGACAAGGUGAAGGAAUACCUCAAAUCUGUAGAGGAUCAUUUCAAGGGAUCAUCGAAGGCGCUGGCAAGUAAUUUGAUGCUGCAAAUGCUUACUCUGAAAUAUGAUGGUAGUAGUGGUGUUCGUGAGCACAUCAUGAAAAUGACUGACAUGGCUAAUAAGCUUAAGAGCCUUGAAAUGGAAGUGUCGGAUAACUUUCUUGUGCAUUUCAUCAUGACAUCCUUACCUGCUCGUUUUGACACCUUCAAAGUGAAUUACAAUGCUAUGAAGGAUAAGUGGUCAACGAGUGAUCUAAUUUCGAUGUGUGUGCAAGAGGAGGAACGCCUCAAACUGGCAUAG
Molecule: messenger RNA, 507 nt
Organism: Erigeron canadensis
Lineage: Eukaryota; Viridiplantae; Streptophyta; Magnoliopsida; Asterales; Asteraceae
Exons: 1
Coding region: 1-507 (168 amino acids)
Source: RefSeq, a predicted model, not a curated record